AUGGGCGACACCACGGCCCAAUCCCACACCCGCGAUGUCACCAGCGAGCAGCAGCACGCCGUUCCCGUAGAUCCCGAGGCUUCCGUAGCAACCACCACGGACAACCACAAUCACCCCGAUGCCCCAAUCCAAGAUGCCCCCUCAGUAGACUCGACAGCAGCGCCCCCCGUAGUAGUCGAGGACCUCGAACCCGACAGCUCCCCGCCGACCCCCCGCUUCAUUCAAGACGAAGGCUCCUGGAAACGCUUCAAAUGGGUCCCAUACCCCGUCCGCCGCCUCAUCAAAGCCGGCGCAACCUGGGCCCAGGGCCCACAACCCCCACGUCGGUACCAUAUCGACCCUCUCUUCCCGCUCGUCCAGCACGCUCCCAUCGUCCUGGUCGACAAGUUCCUCCCGCGCAAGCGCCACCGGGGACUGGCGGUGUUUAUCUUCUGGGCCGUCUGGCUGGUGGCCUUCGCACUGGUUAUGCGCGCCGGGUUGACCGCGGCCGAGAUCCCGACGUGGGGGACGCCGACGCAGAUCGGGUGCGGGUCGACGUACUGGGCGUCUGGGAACGGGUGCGGGCUGGACGGCGUGGACUGCCGGCCGUUUUCGGAUGGUGGCUUCGCCUUCCGGUGUCCCGCGAACUGUGCGAGUUACCAAGUGUUGAACCCGCGCGCCGUGGGGGACCAGGAGAUUCUUUACCAACAGCUGGUCAUUGGAGGCCCGCCGGAAGAGGCGGGAGGGGGGCCAGCGCACGGGGUGAACGACACGGCGGUGUACCGCGGCGAUUCGUUUAUUUGCGGUUCAGCGAUCCACGCGGGGGUGAUUUCGAACGCCAACGGGGGCUGCGGGGUGGUGAAGCUGAUCGGGCGAGCGGUCAACUUCAACAGCACGACGCGGAACGGCAUCACCAGCAUUGGCUUUGACUCGUACUUCCCGCUGUCGUUCAGCUUCGAGCCGGACGUCCAGUGCGAUGCCCGGGACGUGGUUUGGUCGCUGCUGGCCAUCUCUGUCGUGUUCACCGCCGUUUUCUCGCUCUUCGUCACCUCGCCCGCGCUCUUCUACUUCCCCGUCUUCACGGUACUCUUCUGGACCGUUGGCAUGGCCACCGAUGCGCCCACCCACAGCGACAUCCCCUCGCUCAUCUCGACCGAGAUCGCCCAGUUCCUGCCGGCCAUGUUCGUCGGCUGGGUCAUGUACGACAAGAUGGGGGUCCGCCGCACACUCAAGGGCCUCACGGCGCAGGUCGAGAAGACGGUGCUCUGGCUCGGCGCGGCCUGGGUCGGCGCCCUGACCAACUACACCCUCGACUUCAUCCCCAUCAACCGCCUCACCCCGCACGACCUCAACCAACAACCGGGCGCCCGCGCCGCUCUCGCCAUCAUCAUCCUCAUCCUCCUGGCCAUCUCCGUCUCGCAAAUCUACUUCUUCCGCCAAGAAGCCCGCCUGCUCCGCAACCUCGCCUUAUACGCCCUUCUCAUCCUCGCCAUCGUCAUCGGUGUCGCCCUCCCCAACUUCAGCCUACGCAUCCACCACUUCGUCCUCGCCCUGCUGCUCUUACCGGGCACCGCCAUCCAGACCCGCCCGUCGCUGCUUUACCAGGGCCUCCUGAUCGGCCUCUUCAUCAACGGUAUCGCCCGCUGGGGGUUCGGCUCCGUGCUGCAGACCGCCUACGAGCUCCGCGGCGACGCGCCCCUCGAUUCCCCGCUGCCCGUUAUCCGCACGCCGGAGAUUAUCCUUGGUGGCAACGCCAGCAGCAACACCAACAGCAGCAGCAUCACUUUCACCUGGGAUCCAGCCCCGAGCGCGUAUGACGGCAUCAGCGUCCUGGUGAAUGAUGUGGAGCGGUUUCGGCAGUACUUUUACGACAGCCAGGAAGACAACGCGGGGGCCGUAGUGAACAAUGUGACGUGGGUGAGGGACGACCGCCACCAUGAUGAUGAUGUGGAAGCGGGUGUGGCAGGGGGGGUGCCGGAGUAUUUCCGGUUUGCGUGGAUGCAAGGGAGUCAGAGGGGGGAUUAUACGCGGGCGGGGGUGUGGGGGAAAGACGGGCAGUGGGAGCAAAUGGUGGCGGGGCCGUCGAGGGUGAGGAGGAGGAGGCGGGGUUGGGAAGAGGAGGAUUCGCUGGUGAGUCCCAUCUCGCUGGUUUACCCCAACCCGCCUGAAUCGACGACCGCGUUGAUGUUGCUGUUUCAUGGGCUAGGUGAUACCGAGGUCCCCUUCACCUCCCUAGCCCGUACCCUCUCCCUCCCCAACGUCCUCGCCAUCUCCGUCCGCGGCCUCUCCUCGCUCCCCGCCCUGUUCCUCCCCAACUCACAACAACAACAACAACCCCCAAAUCACCCUCAACAACAAGCCUACCACUGGGGCGACGACCUCACCUUCACCCCAGACACCUCCUCCUCCUCCUCACGCAGCAGUAGUAGGAACAGCAGCAGUACCAAUCCCGCCAUCGACCCCGACCCCGGCUUCACCCUCGCCCGAAGCUGGAUCACCGACAAGCUCAUCGGCGAAGUGCUCGUGGGCAAAUGCGGUUGGGAAACGAGGGAUAUACUGCUUUUUGGGUUUGGGCAGGGGGGGUCGGUGGCGUUGGGGUUGGGAAGUUGGGUGAGGGGGGGUACGAGUGCAAGUACCGGUAUAGGAUCAGGAUCAGGAUCAGGAUCGGGAUCGGGACCGGGAUCAGCAGCAGAAGCAGCAGGAUCAGCAGCAUUCAAAGGCAUCGUCUCGCUCGCCGGACCUCUGCCCCCCUCCAUGAUCCCCAGCCACAACCCCAGCAACAACCGUAGCAGCACACCCGUACUAGUCCUCUGCAGCCAGGACAGUGACACCUUCGAUGAGGAUGAAGAGGAACUGGUGCGGGAGCAGUUUGCAGAGGUUAACGUAGUGCGGUGGAAGCGGAGUGGGGAUGGGAUGCCGCGGGAUCGGGAGGAGGCGUUGCCGAUGAUGCAGUUUUUGGCGGGGCGGUUGAGGGGGGGGUGGUUGUGA
Molecule: messenger RNA, 2967 nt
Organism: Dichotomopilus funicola
Lineage: Eukaryota; Fungi; Ascomycota; Sordariomycetes; Sordariales; Chaetomiaceae
Exons: 3
Coding region: 1-2967 (988 amino acids)
Source: RefSeq, a predicted model, not a curated record